Molecule: messenger RNA, 940 nt
Organism: Salvelinus sp. IW2-2015
Lineage: Eukaryota; Metazoa; Chordata; Actinopteri; Salmoniformes; Salmonidae
Product: UPF0729 protein C18orf32 homolog
Biological process (GO): positive regulation of canonical NF-kappaB signal transduction
Source: RefSeq, a predicted model, not a curated record
CAUUUCAGUAGUCGUCUGCGCACAAUAUCGAAACACUUCCACUGUGGAACGUCCAUUCGCUUUUAYCCAGUAGGAAAAAUCAUCAUAUUUUCAGAUUUAGGUUGUCCUUUGACCUGUCCCGUGUAGCUACAGUGAUGGUCUGCAUUCCCUGCAUCGUCAUUCCAGUCCUCUUGUGGGUGUACAAGAGGUUCCUUGAACCAAUCAUCUACCCCUUCAUUGGUCCAAUUAUAAGCCGAUUCUGGCCAACAAGGAGAGCUGUCCAGGRGAGUGGCGUAGGAACUGGUGACGUGAAAGCCAGUGAAAAGAGCAAUGGAUGUCCAGUGAUGAGCAAUGGAGCGUACAAGACUGAAGUCAAUGGUGCUGCUGCAAAUGGUGCUGCUGCAAAUGGUGCUGCUGAAAAUGGUGUUGCUGCAGAUGGGCCGGCUGCAAAUGGGCCGGCUGCAAAUGGGCCGGCUGCAAAUGGGCCGGCUGCAAAUGGGCCGGCUUCUACAGUAUCUGACAAGAAGACUGACUAACAUUUCACCAGUUUUUCAACUGUGAAAAUAUUUGAAUACAAUAUGGAUAUCUUAACUUUAUCGUUCUUAUUUUCUGAAAUUGACUGUGGGAUCUUUUAAUGCUGGUCUGAAUUUAACAUAGCAACACAUAUUGUACAUUUUCCGUAAUGCUCAUUUCAGUUGUGUUGAGGAAUAGAAUAUAUGUAGAAAAUAUUUCUGCCUUUGUUUUAUCAUGCUUGAUUCCCUGAUGUAUUUAUUAUAACAGAUACAAUACCUACUUAUUUAUAAUAUCAAGUACAUAUUUUAUUUUCUAAUUCCGAAAUUAAUUAUUAGCAAUGAUUAAAAAGGACAUUUAAACACAUUCCGACCGUGUGAUUUUUAAGCAUUCCCCUUUUCCCCCUUUUAUGUGCAUUGUAUAAAUAAACCUAUGGAUUACUAUCAUUGUU